Molecule: messenger RNA, 494 nt
Organism: Cydia fagiglandana
Lineage: Eukaryota; Metazoa; Arthropoda; Insecta; Lepidoptera; Tortricidae
Product: neuropeptide IMFamide
Exons: 2
Coding region: 13-243 (76 amino acids)
Source: RefSeq, a predicted model, not a curated record
UAUCUUCCAUAGAUGGCCGGUGACAUGAUGAGGUUUACUAUCGGUGUAGUCUGCGUUGCCGUCGUCCUACUGUCUCUAGCAGAACUCAGCGAAGCGAAUUACAAAAACGCCCCUAUGAACGGAAUAAUGUUUGGAAAGAGGGGGCCUUCUGAAUAUGAUUCCCGGGGCAAAACCUUUACCGCUCUAUGUGAAAUCGCCACGGAAGCAUGUCAAGCGUGGUUCCCGUCUCAAGAAAACAAAUAAAAAAGGCUACUUCAUGGAACUUUACGCAACUAUACCUAAUUUUGGUCAUGGAUUAUGAUACUGAUAAAAUAUUAUUCCCCAUUAAUGGAAAUAUUUACACUUUACUAGCAACACUGACACGCUUAUCUUUUUAAAUUUUGAAAUGUUUUCCUUAAAUAUUAAGUAAAAAUGUAAAAAAGAUAUGAUAAAGGCUGGAAUAUUUUCAUGUUAUUCUAGUCUAAAAGUUUAAUAAAUCAUGGCGAUGCAUUAGU